Diversispora eburnea is the source of this 759-nucleotide messenger RNA. Lineage: Eukaryota; Fungi; Glomeromycota; Glomeromycetes; Diversisporales; Diversisporaceae. The record is from the annotation of a GenBank genome assembly.
AUGGAAGUUUCUAAUUCUGUUGUAACCGAACCUUCUAGUUCCUUUAAAAAACCGAGACAUCGUUACAUGUCUGUGAGCUUUAGUUUACAAAAUGACGCCGAAUCUUCAAGCGCCAAUUUAGUUGGACUGCUUGAUGAUUCCGUUAUUAGUGGAGAAUCAAAUGAUACCGAUCCCUUUCUUUUGGUGUCAUUAAGAAAUCAAAGAAGACCACCUCCACGACCUAAAUAUGUAUUUUUAUUAUAUUUAAUAGCCCUUUUAGAUUUGGCUAUUGUUUGUACUUGUACUAUAUUUUUAGUUCAUAAUGAAAAUACGGAACGUUGGCAUUGGAAAAAGGCAGAAUGGGGAUUGUUGAUAUUAGGAUUUUUAAGAUUUUUUGUGGUUUUAGGAGUUGCAUCUUCUGUUUGGAUCAAAGAAAUGAGAUGGGUAUUAGCUGGAGCAUGUUGUUUAUCCUCAUUAUAUAUAAUAUUCAAAUCAAAUCUCAAUUUUCAACAUAAAAGACAAACUCAAGAGUAUACACUUAUUUUACUCAUAUCAUCCUUUUUCUUCAGUCAAAUACAUUGGAUUGCUAAUGUCAUUAUAACUAGUGAUGCUCGACGUCGUGCUUUAUUCUUACGCGAUAGUAGCAUAUUUUUUGAGGAAGAUAAUGAAAUAAUUAUUCCCGGAAAUGAAACAAUCAUUCCUGGAAAUGAUAUUGUUACUUCCUCUUCCCCUUCAUCUUAUGGUGCAACUGAUAAUAACGAAAAUACUUUUCUCAAUUAA